This is a messenger RNA of Durio zibethinus, 4225 nucleotides long. RefSeq lists its product as uncharacterized. The record is from RefSeq and is a predicted model, not a curated record. NCBI's taxonomy places the organism in Eukaryota, Viridiplantae, Streptophyta, Magnoliopsida, Malvales, Malvaceae.
CAGAUUCUUUGCCAUUCAGUUUUUAUUAAACAGAACUGUACUAUAAAGACAUGAGUUUACACAUAGGAUUACAGUGCUCAAGUCAAGAAUAAAAAGGGAGUGAUGAUCCCUCAACACCAUCAUGCUUAUACAAUUAUACUGUUAUUAGCCAUGUAAAUUUGUGGCCAUACAUAAAUCUACACUAUUUUCGUAAUUUUUGGAAGCCUAAAGAAAAAGUGGCUGCAUAUUUAAGCUCGGAUUUAUAAUUUCUAAUCUGUUAAUCUAUACCUAAAAAACAGAAAAAAAGAGAAACUUGGGGACUCGGUCACGCAAAUGGUGCUGAUGUGAAUUUCAUUCAUCUAUACAUGGGAGUCAUAAUCAGCAACAUUAGGGUCGAUUUGUCCGGCCCUACGUCCUCUCCUCUAAAAGACAGAAGAAAAAGAAAAAACCCUCUUUUCUCAUGUUCUGAUUUUUCUUCCUUGUACAAACUCUCCCAUGAGCACCAGCAGAAAUCAAAGACCCAAAAACAAGAAAAUUACACUACUAUAAACAAAUGGACGCGUGUCAACAACAGCAACCACACCGCUACUUGAGACCAUCCCAACCACCACCCCCGGCUGAUCCCCACCUCCAACACUACCUUCAAUACCACCACCCACCACCACUGCCACCUGCAAGAGUAGCUGCACCACCAUCGCCGGGCUUAUGGCACUCCAACCAAUUCCAGUACCAGCAACAUCACAACCCAUUUCAUUCCACUCCAUCACCCCCUCUUCCUCGUCCCACUCAGCAACCUCCUUCCCAGUGUGGUCCACCUCCUCCCUCCAAUCAUUCUGCUUAUCCUCCACUACCUCCUCUUCCUUAUCCCCCGCACCCCCAUAAUGUAAGUAACCACUUCCCUCCGCCACCUCCUCCUCCUCCUCCUAUUAGACCCUUCAUGCCUCCUGCGCAGAUUCCCCAUACUUUCUCUCACGUUAAUCAGGAAUGGGGCAAUCCAAAUUGGUCUCAUCACCAAGCCCAUAACAAUGUGGAAGAUUGGGGAGCCAAAGCUAGAGAAUGGGUAAACACUAGGGCUGCCAUGCAGGACCAGCUGGUGCAAUCACAAACUACUCCAGCUGGCAGGGCAGAAGAACAAAAUUGUUUUCCUGAUCCAUAUUUACAAGCUGUUGAUUCUCAUUAUAUGGAUGCUCAACGGUCACUGCUGACUUCUAGCUAUCAACAGUUUCCUGUUCCAGCAGCUUCUCCUCAUAGACCACCAACUUAUCCCAAUGAGACUUUGUCUAACAGCUCUGGGCCAUCUUCAUGUAUUCCCGAUGGUUGUCUACCUUACCAUGUUAGAGAUGGAACUUCAGCUUUGGAUCCAAACAGUGGGUUUCUUCACCAAGAAAGUUUACCUACCAUUUCUUCUGUUCAUCUGCAGGAUGUACCUUCUACUUAUUAUUCUGUUUCAGGGAAGGAAAAUUCUGCAAAUCAAAAGCAGCAGUCAUAUAAGCCAUUGCCCUUGCCCAUCUCAACAGCUCAAGAGGCAGCAUAUCAUAUGGAAUCUCUGCCUGAUAAUGGUAGAUCAGUGCUCAGUGAGCAAUCUUUUGUGUAUGGCAGUCAGGCAGCAGAUUCAGCAGGUGGUCUUAGUGAUCAACCUUUAGUUUUUGCAUCUAGGUUUAGUAAUGAUCAUCACCCACAGAUGCCGUCUGAUUAUGCUGCUCAUCAUGAAUCAAUGGUAACUGUGAGAGGCAUUAAUCCCAUUGCCGCUGCAUCUUCAAUUAACUCUUGGACUCCUCCGGUAGCACCUUGUGCAGUUUAUCCUCCUGUAACCCCAGUUCUUCCAUCCGGAGCACAGCGUGAUCCAUUGUCAGUGCCUUCCCCUGUUUCUGGACACACAGCACCUUCAUUUCCAAGGUUUCCUGGGCCAAGCUUUCAGCCACCCGUUCCAUCAGCCAGUGCUCCAUUUGGCCUUGGUCCAGGAGCUCAACUUCAUACUGCUGCAGCCUUUCCUGGUGAUACAUAUGGAACCAUUUCUGAACGACCCAAAAAGGGUCCGGUGCCUAAUUGGCUUAAAGAAGAAAUAUCAAGGAACAAAGCCACUAAAGCUAAGUCUUCUCUAGAACAUCCUAAAGAGGAAACACAAUCCAUUGAUGAUGAAGCUGUUGAUAAAUCCUUGGCUAAACGUGAUCAAGCAGAUAGCAAAAGUAUUGAUUCUUCUUGGUCAAGUGAAGAAGAGGAUGAUGAUGAGGAUUAUGUUGAAGCAGCUAGAACUGCAGCUAUUAACCAGGAAAUAAAAUGGGUGCUAACUGAAGUCCUUUUAAAGGUCACAGAUGAGUUGUUUGAUGAAAUUGCAACCAAAGUUGUAAACGAAGAUGACUCAACAGUUGAAGUUGAUCACAACACUUUUGCUUCAAAUCACAAAGUAUUGCCAUCUUCUUUUCCUGUCUCAACUCCUAAGGCUUCUGCAAGGCUACUAGUUCCAGGUAAAGCAAAGGAGCCAGACACUGCAUGUGCUAGAGAAAAAUCUACUUCAAGCUCCCCUGGCAAUGUGCUGGGCCUUGCAAAUUAUGCCUCUGAUGAUGAGGAGGAUGAGGAUGAAGAUGAAGAUGGUAAAAUUCAAAGUUCCAGGAUGCCAGAUUCAAGGAGUAAUGCUGCUGUUGCGCAGUCCAGCAUUAAGAAGCUUUCACAAGACAAUGAUGCAUCAGAGAAUGGCAAUUCACAGAUGGUACUUGAGGAACACAGGGGGGUUGAAAAGAAUUUUGGAAGUGAUAUGAGGUCAAAAAACAAUAGAGACACCCCUGCUAAUAACAGUGCAGAUAGGAACCAUGAAAAGUUAUUUUUUUCCAAGGUGGUUUCUGAAGAUGAAAUCAACUUUAAUAGUGGAAAACUGCAAGAUGGAAAUAAUGGUUCUGGGAUGAAUUAUACUUUAGGGGAAUGGGUGAUAAAGAAAUCUGAUUCUGAGCUGCCUGACAAAGAUGCUGGUAGAAAAUCAACAAAAUCUGAAUCUCAAGGUAGGGAAACAAGAGUAAAAUCAGAUAAGAAUGAUCGACAUGAAAGUAGAAAGAGUUCUUUUGGGAAAGACCUUGGUAGUGGUAGGGUGUUAGAGGUCAGUAAGAGCAGGGAAGAUGAGAAGGGAGAUGAGAAUCAUGUGAGAGAGGAUGAGAGGCUUAGAAAGCAAAAGAUUGAAGAUCGAAAUGGCUCAAAGGAGAGUGUAGAAGAGUCUAAAUAUGGGGAAAAAGCCAAGGAAUCUGAUUCAAGAAAGCAAUCCAAUUAUCUUGAUGCCAAGGAUGGCAAGAAAGAUGUGGAGAGACCUCAUAGAGCUAGUGCCAAAGAAGAUGUUGGCAGAAAAAGAGAACGGACAAAAGAAGAAGAUAGAUCAAGACAUAAACGUGGAAGUGACUCAAGCAGGCAGAAGAGAAGAAGCUCCUCGUCCAUUAGCAGUAGAGGCAGAAACAGCAAGGAUAACUCCGGCAAUCAUUCUAAUGACUCAAGUGAUGAAGCAUCAGAUGGUUCUAAGAGGAAGUUGCACUCAAGAAAACUGCACUCAUCACCUUCACCUGUCAGGUCUAGAAGAAGACAAGUUUCGCGGUCACCACAUAGCAAGCAUUCUCAGCGCAGGCAUUCUCCCUACGCUUCUUUUGAGACUAUCAGGGCAAGAAGACCAAGAUCAAGAUCAUCUGUUCGCCGAUAGAGAUGAUUGAAACAAAGAGUUUCAUUUGGUUGGUGCAGGUAUCGAGAUCACUUGGGAUGUAAGUGGAUUCUGCAAAAGAAUUCUAUGUUAUCUAAAAGUUUCAAAUGAGAGAGUCAAAAUAUUGGCUGCUAAAAGGUGGAAGUGUAAAAGAAGCCUUUUAUACCACCUCUCCCAAGGACAAGAAUAUUGUUGCAGGAAUCAAGGAGGGAACGUUUAACUUCUGUACAACAAAUUUCUCCAUUACCGUUCCUGUUAGGUAUGUGAUCAUGCAAAAGAGUGACUUGCUUAAUAUGCCUGUCAGUUUCUUGAGAUGUUUCUACGAUAAGUAUAUUAACUAGAAUAACUUGAAAAUAUUCAGUUUUCAUUUCUGUGUUGUACUUGUUUUGUAUUAGAGGACCCUUUCUAGAAACAUGCUGUUUCAAUAUUUUUCAUUGUCAUUCUUCUACCAUCUACCCAUAGAUUUAUCCUUGAGAUAUCAGUCAGCUACUUUCAUGCCAUGAUUUGGCAUAAUUUUAUGCGCUUGAUUAGAUUAUUGGGAAAACUUUCUCGUCGAGUGAAUGCUUUUCUAGUCGU